This is a messenger RNA of Eurypyga helias (sunbittern), 641 nucleotides long. Its product is annotated as glutamate receptor ionotropic, delta-2-like. The annotation marks the transcript as partial. The transcript has 4 exons. NCBI's taxonomy places the organism in Eukaryota, Metazoa, Chordata, Aves, Eurypygiformes, Eurypygidae. The record is from RefSeq and is a predicted model, not a curated record.
AUAUCCGUGGAAUACAAGAGUUUUUGGACAAAGUGUCUCAACAGGGAAUGGAUGUAGCUUUGCAGAAAGUAGAAAACAACAUCAAUAAAAUGAUCACGGGGCUCUUUGCGACUAUCUACAGGGAUACUCUGAGACGAGCUAUUCUUGUGAUGAACCCCUUGACAGCCAAAUCAUUCAUAACAGAGGAAAUAAAUGAUGUGGAUGUGCAGGAGCUGGUGAGAAGGUCAAUUGGAAGGUUAACAAUUAUCCGACAGACAUUUCCAGUCCCCCAAAACAUAAGUCAGCGCUGUUUCCGUGGCAACCACAGAAUAUCUUCAUCACUGUGUGAUCCGAAGGACCCUUUCUCCCAAAGCAUGGAGAUUUCAAACCUGUAUAUAUAUGAUACUGUCCUCCUGUUGGCGAACGCCUUUCAUAAAAAGCUGGAGGACAGGAAGUGGCACAGCAUGGCCAGCCUCACCUGCAUCAGGAAGAACUCUAAGCCCUGGCAAGGAGGACGAUCCAUGUUGGAAACCAUUAAGAAGGGUGGAGUGAAUGGCUUGACUGGAGAACUGGAAUUUGCAGAAAAUGGGGGGAAUCCAAAUGUGCAUUUUGAAAUUUUGGGGACAAAUUAUGGAGAAGAUCUUGGCAGAGGCAUCCGCAAG